CUUCUGAAAAACGGUAUGGAGCUUUGCUAAAACAUUGCGUUUGUAGCUACUGAGUAAUUUUCGAACAAAACAAGCUAUGCAAACUUUACUCUUGCCGGCGGCUCGCCCCGGCAUCGGAAGUGCACCAUUAGUUCCUCCACCGGCCGGAAAACCAUGGCGGUGUAGCUUCCUCCGAUGCUCAAAUACCCUAAUUUCGUCCCCCUCAUCGUUACCUUUUUCCCCUUUGAAAACAGAGCCUCUUAGUUCGACUCUAUUCAGACUCAUCAGCAAAAGGAACAGAAUCUUGGCUUCUGCUCCCGUUUCUUCACCCUUCACUUCCCCAAAUGAAGAGUCUGAAAAAGCUAAGUUAGCUCAGGUUGCAAAAAGACUACUGAAUACUGCAAGCUACUUCAAGAGAUUGGGUACUCUAGGAUUUUGGGGACAGCUUGUAUGUACGCUUGUUGCUGCGGUGAUCCUUUCGUUUUCCAUUGCUAUUACAGGGAGGAUUACAUCGCCCUUCACAUUCUACUCAACUGCAGGCGGAAUUGCAGCUGCUUUCAUUUCAGUUUUUUGGUCAUUUGGCUAUCUUCGUUUGUCUGAAAAGCUUCGGAAGACAGCUAAUGACCCUUCAAAGGCUCCUCCUCGUGCUGAUGUUGUGAAAAGCUUGCAAAAUGGUAUAGUAGUGAACCUUCUGGGAAUGGGUGCUGCUGUACUUGGCAUGCAAGCAACUGUAGGUAUAUUGGUGGCUAAGGCUCUUACCACAUCAACUAAUCCUUACCAGACUUUGACUCCUGGGAGCAGUCCUGUGCUUGCUUUGGAUGUAUUUCUGGUUCAGGCAUCAGCAAAUACGAUCGUUUCACACUUUCUAGGUCUAGUAUUCUCAUUGGAGCUGUUGCGCUCAGUCACCUUACCAACUUCAGACAGCAUUCCGGUUCCAAGGAUUGCAUGACGUGCUUGGAAAAUCAACAUCAUAAGACUUGAGAAAGCUUCAGCGAUAUGCUUUUGAGAUCACAGCCAUGUAUUUACUGUAAUAUGAGUGACCUUCUCCUUGGUGACUUGCAUUAAAAUAAUUUUUGUUUUUCCAAUA
Molecule: messenger RNA, 1066 nt
Organism: Solanum stenotomum
Lineage: Eukaryota; Viridiplantae; Streptophyta; Magnoliopsida; Solanales; Solanaceae
Product: protein TIC 21, chloroplastic
Exons: 4
Coding region: 77-928 (283 amino acids)
Source: RefSeq, a predicted model, not a curated record